This is a messenger RNA of Diutina rugosa, 1302 nucleotides long. It is a transcript of the gene PDX1, whose product is annotated as Pdx1p. Bases 1 to 1302 code for a protein of 433 amino acids. NCBI's taxonomy places the organism in Eukaryota, Fungi, Ascomycota, Pichiomycetes, Serinales, Debaryomycetaceae. Gene Ontology annotation, cellular component: pyruvate dehydrogenase complex. The transcript has a single exon. The record is from RefSeq and is a predicted model, not a curated record. Gene Ontology annotation, molecular function: dihydrolipoyllysine-residue acetyltransferase activity. Gene Ontology annotation, biological process: pyruvate decarboxylation to acetyl-CoA.
AUGUUGUCUCGGGUGUUACGUCGUCAGUUUGGCCUCAGCCGCCAGCUCCUCGCUGCCCAGGUGUUCAAAAUGCCCGCCAUGUCCCCCACCAUGACUGAGGGGGGUAUUGUCAACUGGAAGGUGGCUCCCGGUGACAAAUUCAAUGCCGGCGACGUGUUGUUGGAAGUGGAAACCGAUAAGGCCACCAUUGACGUCGAAGCCUCCGAUGAUGGCCAGAUGUUCGAAAUCUUGAAGAAAGACGGCGAUAAGGGCAUCCCUGUCGGUGAGCCGAUUGCAUUUUUGGCGGAACCGGAAGACGACUUGUCGACCUUAGAAAAGCCCGAAGUGGAACACGUCCAGACGCUGCUGCCAGCAAAGGAAGAACCGGCGAAGCUGGAGCCCGCUAAGCUGGAAUCGGCUCCUAAACUGGAAUCUAAGUCUUCAAAACUGCAAAAUGACUCUAACGGGUCUAAGGUCGUGCAAAAGGCUAACCCCAAGCAAACUUUGUUGCCCUCCGUCGAAGGGCUUCUCGUGCAAAACAAUAUUACUCACGACCAGGCCUUGGAGCUGAUCCCUGCCACUGGUCCCAAUGGCCGUAUCCUUAAGGGUGACGUGUUGGCUUACUUGGGUUUGAUCCCGAAGGAUGCUCCCGCUCAAAUCGCCGAGUACGUGGCGCUGAAGGAACACUUGGACUUGUCCAACAUCGUGCCGGCGCAAGCUAAGGACGCCAAGUCUGGCAGCGAAACCUCCACCACUGGUCCCACCACUGCCGAAGAGGCCAAGGGGGGUGCCAAGCUGGCUCCUGCGCCUCCUAAGCCCCUUAACAAGCUUAGAUUCUCUUUCAAGGCCGGUUUGGGCGAAGCCACCCCGGCCGAAUUCGAAUACCAAGUCAGCAAUGCUAUCAACAGAGCUAAAGUGGUGGCCUACUCCACUGAGUUCCCAGAAUACGUCACUUUUGGCCCCAUUGGCUCCACUCCCGCCUCUGCCGAUGCCAUUUUCGACGAGUUAUUGAUCCCCGCUCCCACUGUGGACCGGUUUAAGGUGCAACAAGUGUCGAUUGACUUUGUUAAGCCUACUGCGGCGGCGGCGGUGGCGCCUUCGCGCGCGGCCCCGGUGUCGUUGUUCGACGAACUCGUGCUGUCACCAGUGGCUACGAGAAUCGCUCCUCCCACCGUGGCCACCGAACUCUCGGCCAAGGUGUCGUUCACCAUCCAAUUUGACGAGAAGUUGAUCGACUCGAAGAAGUUGGUGGACGCGUUUGCCAACUCUGUCAUCGACCAAGUGGUGGCCUCCGACAUCAUUGUCGAACAGCUUUCGGCGUAA